Molecule: messenger RNA, 5754 nt
Organism: Dendrobium catenatum
Lineage: Eukaryota; Viridiplantae; Streptophyta; Magnoliopsida; Asparagales; Orchidaceae
Product: probable glycerol-3-phosphate acyltransferase 3
Exons: 2
Coding region: 4-1458 (484 amino acids)
Biological process (GO): cutin biosynthetic process
Cellular component (GO): membrane
Molecular function (GO): phosphatase activity; glycerol-3-phosphate 2-O-acyltransferase activity
Source: RefSeq, a predicted model, not a curated record
AAGAUGGAGAAGCUCUCCAUAGAAACCUUAGUUCUGGAAGUGGAAGGAGCACUGUUAAGGUCCUCUUCUACGUUUGCAUACUUUAUGCUUGUGGCCAUAGAAGGAGGAGGGUUUCUUAGAGGCUUUCUUCUUCUUCUUUUAUACCCUAUAAUCUGCUUCAUGGGCUAUGAGUUUGGGCUAAGAGUUAUGGUAAUGUUAUGCUUCUUUGGAGUGAAAACAAAUAGCUUUAGGGUUGGGAGAACUGUUCUGCCAAAGUUCUUCUUAGAAGAUAUGGGUUUUGAAGAAUUUGAACUGUUUAGUAAAGCAAAGAGGAGGGUUGGGGUGACCAAGAUGCCAAGGGUGAUGGUGGAGAGCUUUUUGAGGGAUUAUUUGGGAGUCGAGCUUGUGUUUGGGAGAGAGUUGCAGGAGUUUGGUGGCUUUUAUACUGGUUUGACGAAGGACGAUAAUAGAAGAAUGGAGAAGGAGAAUGUGGUAUUUAAGGACUUGGUGUUUGGAAAAGAAAAUAUUAGUGGUGGUGUAAUGGGGCUUUGUAGCUCAUCCACGCAUGGGAGACACCUCGUCUUCUCUCAGUACUGUAAGGAAAUAUACUAUGUAGGAGAAGUUGAGAAGAGGAAUAACAGGAAGCCAGUUCCAAGAGAAAAAUACCCGAAGCCAUUGAUCUUUCAUGAUGGCAGGCUUGCCAUCAGACCAGACCCUGUCAACGCCAUAGCUAUCUUCAUGUGGUUGCCAUUUGGGAUUCUUCUAUCAGUUCUAAGACUCACAAUAGCAGUAACUCUGUUGUUUUAUUGUACAAUUCCUCUUGCAUUUACUGGUAUUAAAUGGAAGGUAAGAGGAGACGCUCCAUCUUCCCAAAAUCUUCAAAACUCCAUCAACCAUCCAAACACAAAAUCAGCUGCAGCUGCAGGCCAACUCUACAUCUGCAACCACAAAACUCUCCUUGAUCCGAACGUCAUCUCCCUAGCCCUCAAUAGAAAAGCAUCAUCAGUAUCGUACGGUCUAAGUCAAUUCUCUGCUAUGAUUUCCCCCAUCAAGAUCAACUGGUUGACAAGAAAUCUAGAAGAGGACAGGAAGAGAAUGGAAAGAAUUUUGAGCCGAGGAGAGGAUUUGGUGGUGUGUGCAGAGGGAACUACUUGCAGAGAGCCAUAUCUAUUGAGGUUCAGUCCCCUCUUUACUGAGCUCACUGAUCAGAUUGUGCCGGUCGCCAUCGACCUUCAUGUUAGCAUGUUCUACGCCACCACUGUCAGCGGCCGCAAGUGGAUGGAUCCUUUUUACUUUCUCAUGAAUCCUUAUACUUGUUAUGAAUUGGAAUUUCUGGAGAAGGUUGAUACAAGCAGAGUUAGAACUAGUGAUUGUAGCAGGUUUGAUAUGGCUAAUCAUGUGCAGAAGCAGAUUGGGAAGGCUUUGGGGUUUGAGUGUACAAUGCUUAGAAGAAAGGACAAGUAUAUGAUGCUUGCAUGAAAUAUAUGGUCUCAAUACACAUAAUAGAAACUCAAAAGGUUCAUAAUUUUAGUAAAGAGUUAGGAGCUCAAUAACAUGCUAGUGGCAAGCUUUGUGAACUUUGUAGCCAUGCAGUGAAACAAUUAUUGAACUUGAAUACUUGAAUGAUGUAUAAAUGUUCAUGUGUUUUAAUAUUUAACAUUCGAAAUGCUAGUUGUUGAUCCCAAGAGGGGCAUUUUAUUAUAGAGUUGUUUACAUUUGACUGGAAGUGAUACUCUCGGAAACAAUGUUAAACAUAAGCCAAAGAAAAACGUUGAUCAUGGACUUGGAUGAACACCAGUUGUCAAAGAAGGCAGGAGGUCCCUCAUGCCACCAAAGAGCAGUUUGCUGUUAUUAAAUACGAUAUUGUGAACAAAACUUCGACUAGUGAGCCAGACUACUUAACCUCCCUCCACCUCUCAGGUAAAAGAGUUGAAAAGAGCCCCUUCUAUGCGUGAGAAACCAAUUGUUGAGGGAGAAGAUAGUGCCCUGCUGUUGUAGAGCCAAGAACUCUUCAGACAUAGCUUCUCGACAUUGUUUGUGUUUGACUGCUUGAUUAUUGGUGUUAUGUAGUUGAGAGGAUUGGGUAGUGGUGAGAACGUCGAAGAUGACCUUGGGACGUUGAAUGCCGAUUUGAAGGCGAGUUUGCAUUGGGUGUUUGGAUGGUGCGGUUGGUAGUGGAGGGGAAGGUGAGGAGGAUUGAGACGGAUGGGGAGAUAAUGAGGUGGAUGGAGAGAUGGUGGAAGACGGAGGAGUGGAGGGUGAUGGAUUUACCAUGGAUGAGAUUACUGGUGAUGGUGAUGGGGAGGAAUUUGAGGAAGAGGUGGUGGGAAGAGUAGAGGUUGGUAUAAGCAUCAGAGGAUUGUGAGUGAUUUCGGUGAAGGUUAUGGAAGAUGUUGAAGUGGGUGAGCUGUAAGGAAAGAUAUGUACAUAAAAGACAACAUGGAGGGAGAUGUGAAUUUUAUGAGUGUGAAGUUUAUAGCACCGGUAUUCUUUGUGGGAUGUGGAAUAUUCUAAGAAGAUGCACUCUUGAGAGCAAGGUGAUAGUUGUUUGUAGUGAGAGGUUGUAGCCAUGAAAAGCAUGGAACAUCCAAAGGUUUUUGAUGAGCAUAUGAGGGUAGAGGGAAGAUGUCCAUGUCAAAGUUGAUAUGGUAUUUAGAGGUUGAGGGCUUUUGUUGGUAAGCGAUUGAUGAGGUAAUUUGAGGUGAGUGCUUCGUCCAAAACAAGUUUGGAAGAUUGGAUGCAUGAAGUAGGCUCGGAUGGUGUCCAAGAGAUGACGGUUCUUGCGUUCUACAAGACCGUUCUGUUUUGGAGUGUAUGGAUAGAUGAGUUGAGUGGUUAUUCUAUGUUGGAGAAGGAAAUGCCGAAAGUUGUUGCUUGUGAAUUCAUCACCUCCAUCGAAACGUAGUGUUAUAAUGGAUGUUUUAAAGAAAGUUAUAAUUAGUUGAUGAAACUGUUCAAAUUUGGAGGGAGUUUUAGCUUUGUUAUGCAUGAGAUACAACCAUUUAAAGUGAGUAUAGUCAUCAAUAAAAACAAUGUAAUAUCGAAAACCAUUUAAAGAAGCUACGGGAGCUUGUUCCCAAAAAGCUGAAUGUAUUAGAUUGAAACGGAUGUUUACAUGACUUGUAGAGGGGGAGAAGGAUAGUUUGUGGCUCUUAGCCACGUUACAUGACUUGCAUGCGAAGGAGGGAGGAGUGCAUACAGAGGGUAUAAUGUGAGCUAAAUCUUGGAUAGUUCGGAGAUAAGGAAGACCGAGCCAAGUGUGCCAGUAAAUGGUGGAGUUAUUUGUUGAAUGUAAUGCUGUUGGAGAGGUGGUGGAGGCUGUGUGGAAGGGAUAAAGAACGUCACAAAAUUGGCCAUGAAGAAAAAUUUGUUUGUCCUUGAGGUCCUAAAUAAGAAAACCAUGAGUAUCAAAGGAUAUGGAACAGUUAUUGUCAGUGGUUAGUUUAUGAAUUGAUAAUAGAUUGUGAGAGAGGGAAUACACAUGAAGAAGAUUAUAGAGGUGUAGCUUAUGGUUGGAAUCGGGCAAGGGAAGAAGACCCUGUCCUAUAUGUUGAAUCAGUAAGGAGCUUCCAUUUGCUAUGGAAACUGAGUCAUUAAAGUGUAAGGAGAUGAGUGUUGAAGACUUGUGACCUCAGAGGUGAGAUGAGAUGUAGCGCUCGAGUCGAGGACCCAUUCUGAUGUGGGUGUGGAGGGAGAAGCAGUCAGGAAUGCCCGGUUGGUUUGGUUGGAUGCAAGCACGUACUACAUAUUGCAGUGAUGCCAACAGUUGAGAGCUAUGUGACCAAUUUUAUAGUAGAUUUGGCAAGUUGGGUGGUUGACAGAGAUGACUGGUGCUCUGUUGUAAUUUGGAUUGCUGGUGUUUAGUUUGAAGGGAGCUCCACGACCCCUUGAGGCUGUUGGAAAUGAGCCAAGACCUCUGGUGAUUGUAUUGUGAUUCGAGAGUAGGGCGGUGUGAUCAAUCUGCAGGGAGGAGUCCUUCUGAAGUUCAUUAUGAAGAUUUAUCUCUUCAUUAAAGAGAAGAGAAUAAAGGACUUCUACGCUUAUAGGCUGUUGGGAUGUCCAAAUGGUUGAUUUGAACGGAUUGUAAGUUGAGGGAAGACUGUUUAGAGUAUAUAGGAUGGCAUCCUCGGUGUCGAUUUGAGACCCGGUGGCUGCGAUAUUGUCGAGGAGGGCUUUGAUCUGACUCAAAUAUUGAGGCAUGAUGGAGUCCCGCAUCUGAAUGUGAUGCAAUUCAUUCUUGAGUUGUAUCACACGGGAUCUAUUUGUAGGUUGCAGCCGGCGUUCAAGAGUGAUCCAGAUCUCUUGUGCAGUAGAUAGGUUUAGAAUGUAAGGCAAAACUGAUGAGGAUAUAGUGGAGAGAAGCGUUGAAACCAGGUUCUGAUAAAUCAGUUGCCAUAGUCAAAGAUUAGUAGAGGGAGGUCCGGAAGUGGAUGAGGAGGGUUUAACGAAGCUUCCUGUGAGAUAGCCCUCGAACCCAUUUGCAGAGAACAACUUAUAGAUCUAAAGAUGCCAAAUCGGAUAGUUGUCAUUGAUAAGUUGGGUUGGAACAAUGGAUUUAAGAUUGAUCAUGAAUAACUUGAGGGGAGGGGGAAUGGUGAAGUCGGCUAUUGAGAUGGAGAGGAAAGAGGAAGGUUGAGCAGGAAAUAUGAAGUCUUGGUCCGGCAUUGGUGGAGGCAAGAUCGGCUGGAGAGCCUACAACUAUGAUACCAUGAGAAGUACCUGCAAAGGUUAUUAAAGCAUAUAGAAGAAGAAGAGUUUUAUAGUGUAAGAGAAUCCUAUCAUUGAUGAAUGCAGAGCUGUUUUUACAAUGCUAUAUAAGUAUGAGACAUAUUGGAAUGUAAUGAGUGAGAGAGGCAGUGAAUUUGAAAUUCAUCAAAAUUUUAUUUAGCAUUUCUUUUUCAUCAAACAAAGCAUUAAAAUUUCUUAAACUCUUACAUUAAAAUGUUUUACACUCACUUUUCAUCAAACCGGACAACCCCAUUAUCCUUCCUAAUUGUAUCACAUAUCCAUCUUACAUUCUCAUUUCCAUCUCUCGACUUCUAUAUCAAUUACUUUUCUACAAUCAACAUUUGAAUUCAUACAUUGUCACCAACAACCUAAUUGUAGUUUUAUAAAAUUUACUUUUAAGCCUUCAUAAUAUUUUCUUAUGACACAAAAUUCUUGAGACACUUGUCCAUUUUAAUUGUACAACCUUUACCAUAAAAAUUUAUAUCCACAUGUAUAAAUUUAUUUUUUGAUAUAAUAGAUCCAAGAUAUUUAAAUAUAUAUAAUUGGGUAUCACCGUCUCUUCUAAUAUUUAUGCCUAAUUAAAUUACAUAUCAUAAGCUCAUCCUUUGUUCUAUUAAUUCGAAUAUAUCUCUCUUCCAAGCAUUUCUCCAAUGUUCUAAUUUUUCAUUAAUUUUAGAGGAUAACUCACAAACUAUAAUUAUAAUAUUUACAAAAAAAAUAUGCCAAGACACCUCACUUUGAAUGUCAUUUGUAAACAACUUCAUAAUUAUUACAAAAAAGAUAUAGAUUAAACUCCUUGAUGUAAAUUUACAUUAAUUAAAAGUUAUUUUAUCGCUUCAAAAUUACUAUUAGUUGGGCUCGAUUAUGAAUAUCAUUAAUAACAUCAAAAUAUCUUUGACGCACACCUUUUUGCUUUAAAAUCUACUAAAUUGAUUUAUGUGAUACUUAAAUCACAUAUUUUUUCGAGAUCAAUAAAAAUUAUAUGAAUAUACUUUGGUUGUAUUAUAUAAUUUUCUAUUACAUAUCUUAAGACAAAUAUUGCUUGCA